Messenger RNA from Mesocricetus auratus (golden hamster), 3815 nucleotides. RefSeq names its product neuralized E3 ubiquitin protein ligase 1 (gene Neurl1). Lineage: Eukaryota; Metazoa; Chordata; Mammalia; Rodentia; Cricetidae. The record is from RefSeq and is a predicted model, not a curated record. Gene Ontology annotation, cellular component: plasma membrane; postsynaptic density. Gene Ontology annotation, molecular function: ubiquitin protein ligase activity. Gene Ontology annotation, biological process: nervous system development; negative regulation of Notch signaling pathway.
GGGCGCGGGGCAUGGGAGCCCGGUAGCCAGGUUGCACGAGGAUCCCCGCGGUGGGCAGGACCCGCCGAGCGAAGACCGCCAAGCCCAGGGAGAGCCAGAGACAGCGAACCGCCCGCCCCCGGCCGCAGCCCCGCCAGGGCCCUCCCCCGGCGGCGCGCCCCCGCGCGCGCACACACUUGCACACCUUUCCUCUGCUCCUGCCCAACGUCGCCUGGCCCACGCUGAAGCACCCCUGGGGGUCCGAUGCCAUGGGUAACAACUUCUCCAGUGUCUCCUCUCUGCAGCGAGGAAACCCGAGCCGCGCGUCGCGGGGCCACCCUCAGAACCUCAAAGACUCCAUCGGAGGCUCCUUCCCGGCCGCCUCUCGCCGAUGCCAUCACAAGCAGAAGCCCUGCCCUCCUGUGCUGUCAGCCGGGGGGCUCCCGGCCACGCCGCUGCUCUUCCACCCCCACACCAAGGGCUCCCAGAUCCUCAUGGACCUCAGCCACAAGGCCGUCAAGAGGCAGGCCAGCUUCUGCAACGCCAUCACCUUCAGCAACCGUCCGGUGCUCGUCUACGAGCAAGUCAGGCUGAAGAUCACCAAGAAGCAAUGUUGCUGGAGUGGAGCCCUGCGACUUGGCUUCACCAGCAAGGACCCUUCCCGCAUCCACCCCGACUCGCUGCCCAAGUACGCCUGCCCGGACCUGGUGUCUCAGAGUGGCUUCUGGGCCAAAGCUUUGCCUGAGGAGUUUGCCAACGAGGGCAACAUCAUUGCCUUCUGGGUGGACAAGAAGGGCCGUGUCUUCUACCGCAUCAAUGACUCGGCUGCCAUGCUUUUCUUCAAUGGGGUCCGAACAGCUGACCCACUCUGGGCCCUGGUGGAUGUCUACGGCCUCACGCGGGGUGUCCAGCUGCUAGACAGCGAGCUGGUGCUGCCGGACUGCCUGCGGCCGCGCUCCUUCACCGCGCUGCGGCGGCCGUCCCUGCGGUGCGAGGCGGACGAGGCGCGCCUGUCCGUGAGCCUGUGCGACCUCAACGUGCCGGGAACCGACGGCGACGAUGGAGCACCGCCCGCUGGCUGCCCGAUUCCGCAGAACUCGCUCAACUCGCAGCACAGCCGCGCGCUGCCGGCGCAGCUCGACGGCGACCUGCGCUUCCACGCGCUGCGCGCCGGCUCGCACGUCCGCAUACUGGACGAGCAGACGGUGGCGCGCCUGGAGCACGGGCGCGACGAGCGCGCGCUCGUCUUCACCAGCCGGCCGGUGCGAGUGGCCGAGACCAUCUUCAUCAAAGUCACGCGAUCGGGCGGUGCGCGAGCCGGCGCGCUGUCCUUUGGGGUCACCACGUGCGACCCUGGCACGCUGCGGCCGGCCGACCUGCCCUUCAGCCCCGAGGCCCUAGUGGACCGCAAGGAGUUCUGGGCGGUGUGCCGCGUGCCCGGGCCUCUGCACAGCGGCGACAUCCUGGGCCUUGUGGUCAACGCCGAAGGAGAAUUACACCUGAGUCACAACGGCGCCCCGGCCGGCAUGCAGCUCUGCGUGGACGUCUCCCAGCCCCUCUGGAUGCUCUUCAGCCUGCAUGGCGCCAUCACGCAGGUCCGCAUCCUCGGCUCCACCAUCAUGGCUGAACGGGGAGGCCCAUCUCUCUCUUGCUCACCUGCCUCCACUCCAACCUCGCCCAGUGCCCUGGGCAGCCGCCUCUCUGACCCCCUGCCCAGCACCUGCAGUUCUGGGCCUCUGGGUGGCUCUGCGGGCGGGACAGCCCCCAACUCACCCGUGAGCCUGCCCGAGUCGCCAGUGACCCCAGGUAUGGGCCAGUGGAGUGAUGAGUGCACCAUUUGCUACGAACACGCGGUGGACACAGUCAUCUACACGUGUGGUCACAUGUGCCUCUGCUAUUCCUGCGGCCUGCGCCUCAAGAAGGCCCUGCACGCCUGCUGCCCCAUCUGCCGUCGCCCCAUCAAGGACAUCAUCAAGACCUACCGCAGUUCCUAGCCCACUGCGGAGCCCACCUGCACCCCCCAGCACUUCCGCAGACUCCAGCCCAGCACCAGCUAAGGGCGAAGCCAACAGGGUCCCUUCUCUUCCACGUUUUGAAAACUCUUCCUCUUUUUCCAUUAAACAUGGGAAACCAAGGUCCCUGAAGGUUUGGGCUGACAGGGUCUGAGGCAGGGAGGUGAGGGCACAGAUAGCACCUAAUGAGUGGAGGGGAGGGGAGAAGGCUACCCCCGCAGUCUCCCUCUCUACCCGGGUUCUGCAGGGGGCCGAAGCGGAGUCUCAGCCUGUUGCCCCCUCACUGUCUAGGCAGAUUUCUAAAGUUGUGCAGCCCGUGUGGUGCCUUGGAGAGAGCGAACAUGUAGCCUUCCCUGGGCAGCUUGGGAGGCCAGUGGACUCCUCCCACCCUGGGCAGCUACAGACUGUAUGUCCUGUCUCUCUCCUUACCCAGAGUGGGGAAACAGACAGGCCGUACAAGACUCCAGGUCCUUGACCUUGACCUUGGGCUGACCUACCGUGUUCAGGGCCUCUCCUUGCCAUAAUUUGCACCAAUCAUCUCACCGGUGCCGCUGCCUAGGGUGCCCUUCAGGAUAGGCUGAGGUGGGCCUUUCUGUUGUCAGGGUCCCAAAGAGCAGGUCCACAACCACCCCUAAGGCCUGUCCUCCCUCAUCUCAGUGCCGGCCUGGGCUGAUCUUGCAUUGUGUGCCCAGGAGGAACAGGGGCCCUCAGUAGGGUGGGGGGGGUCUCCUGGGCUAUGGACAGCCCUUUUCCUCAUUUUUAUUUAUUUAUUUAUUUGGUUUGUGAGUUUUGUUUGUGGGUUAAUUCCAACCCGGGAGCUCCUAAAAUUCUACUGUUGGGGGGUUGCCAGGUGAGGGGCGGUAGGGUAGCCACUCAGAAUCUUCUGCAGGCCCAGACACAAGGCUCACAGGCAGUCCUGCUAACCCCUAGGUGGAACUCCAGGCUGGAGGCCUCCCACGAGGGGGACGGGCCUCUCUUGGAUGGGGACCCACUGGCGUCCACCUGUGCCCUUCCUCCCUGGGGCGGGGGGCUAAGUUAGUGUGGUUGGUUCAAGGUUGUACUCCAGGAGUCCACCUCUGUCAAGACAUCAAAAGUUCUGCAAGGUUGGGGAAGAUUAUGGAUGUGUGGGUCAGGGACCAGAAUGGAGACCCUCCCAAGUUAGGAGGAGGAGGAUGAAUCCUGAAGGCAGGCUCCUGGUCUGCUAAGGGAGGAGGGUCGCCUCUACAGCCCUCCCUGCCUGUCCUGGGUUACUGUGGAGUCUUAGGCUAGACCCUCCCAGUCCCUCAGCCAUCGGCCCUCAGAAGACUGGUUUUACACCCUCAGCGAUGGCUUCUGCUUUGGCAGGCAGGGACUGGGGCUCUGUCCUGGCCCCUGGCCCAUCCUGUGGCCCUGGCCAGAGGUCACCCUCCAAACCUCAGCUUCCCCUGUGUACAGGUUUGGGGGUGGAGCACUCUCAAUGUGAUUCCUGAGAGUUCUUUUGGGGUAUCUCUUAGGGGGCCUUACUGGAGAGGCAUUGAGAAUGGGGUACCAGGGUAGGCAUUUGCCUGCACUGGCCUUGCAGAGACCCAGGGAAUCUGCGCCACCCUGGGUCUCGCCUCUUCAGUCACUGGACCUCGUAGACCCUUUCUGUGAGAGCAGGCUGGAGCCGGUAAAUUGACCCAUCUAACUGGGGGCUCAUCCUAGGGAUGGAGAAAGUCCAGAGCGCAGAGCUGUAUGGCUGGAGGUGGGAAAAGAAGCCAUCAUCCAUUCUGCUAACACGGAGGUAGUUCUGCCUCCUUCGUGAACUGGGUCACUGUGUUUGUGAAUAAAGGCGAUUUCGUACCA